UUGAGUUGCGCAUAUAAACCCGUGGUGCCAUCAUCAGACUUCCUCUUGCACAAAAUCAAUUAACUUUAGAUUUUUCGUUACUGGUUGGCACGAAAUCAUUAAACGUCAAUUUCGUAUGAAGUAUGGGCUGCGCAAUAUCGGGUCUGGAAGCUAAAGGAGAGUUUGGAGAGAGGACCACAGAGGAUGCUGCUGCGACUCCCAGCGAGCCUCAGAUUCAUAUGAUCAAGGAGUCCUGGAAAGUUAUCCGGGACGAUAUAGCCAAAGUUGGGAUUAUCAUGUUCGUCAGGUUGUUUGAGACCCAUCCCGAAUGCAAGGACGUCUUCUUCCUGUUCCGAGACGUGGAGGACCUGGAGAGGCUGCGGACCAGCCGGGAGCUGAGGGCGCACGGCCUGAGGGUGAUGUCUUUUAUCGAGAAAAGUGUGGCGAGACUGGACCAGCUGGAGAGACUGGAAGCUCUGGCUCUGGAGCUGGGGAAAAGCCAUUAUCACUACAACGCCCCUCCCAAGUACUACAGUUACGUCGGAGCUGAAUUCAUCUGCGCCGUGCGGCCCAUCCUGAAGGAGAAGUGGACGUCUGAGCUGGAGGAGGCCUGGAAGACCCUGUUCCAGUUUGUGACGGGCCUCAUGAAGCGGGGGUACGAGGAGGAGGGUGACCGGCAGCGGGAGCUCGCAGCCUCCCCGAAGGAGCGACCGGACAAGAGGAACACAGCGAUAUGAGACUGGGCCUCUUUAAACCAGCAGUGUGCAUGUAUAUAAUGUAUUUACUGUGUCUUUUCUACAACGCUUAAUGUUAACCGUGAUCAUUGUUUGCUAUCUUCUCACUUCACACAAAAGAACUUGCAGUGGCUUUCAACAACGCACUUUAUUUCUGAACUUAGAUUCUGCUGCUGUCCUCUUUAAUGAGGACCUGGAGCACAGAGACAAUUCACAUGACUGGGAAAAUAUACCGGCCAUAGUUUAAACCUGCCUUGUAAUGAACUGAAAUGACAUUAUUAAAAUAACCAGCCAAUACUUUGUCUCUGUUUUCAUAACUCAAAAAAUGCCUUUCAGUCAAAUAUAACUUUAAAACAUGUUUUCCGUCAUCAUUCAGAAAUCCGAUUCACUUUUCAAAUCCCUACAUUAACUUAAGCUACACAUUUUAUUGGUGUUUAACAAUUUAAGACGGCCAGUUUGGCAGCUUGGUAUGAAAUCGUGGCCUGAAACAAAAAAACUGCCUUUGUACUUCAUGUGAAAUAAAAGUACUUUUCAAGUCCAAUAUUAAACUAUGAAAUAUAUCUGA
Molecule: messenger RNA, 1278 nt
Organism: Gymnodraco acuticeps
Lineage: Eukaryota; Metazoa; Chordata; Actinopteri; Perciformes; Bathydraconidae
Gene: xgb
Product: x globin
Exons: 5
Coding region: 123-716 (197 amino acids)
Molecular function (GO): oxygen binding; heme binding
Source: RefSeq, a predicted model, not a curated record